GACACUAUUCGAUAUAACACCAACACAACAUUUUAGGUACGACACGUAAAGCGGUCCGAUGGUCAAAGUGGGCUGUCAUGGAAGGUAAACCUAACAGAGGCAGAGGAGGCGGUUGGAAAAGAGGUGGCCGCGGUGGAAACGACGGCGAUAAAUUUUGCGGAGAUCGCAGAGGCAGAGGAGGCCACCACCGCGGCCGGGCCAAAAAAGAUCACCACCGUGGUCGCGGACGUGGGGGUGCACAUGCAACGGAAUUCCAACACUGGGACCAAGUUGAGGGUGACUCUCAAGAAGAGGGUCAAAGUGCCAUUUUCUCCCGGAGAAAACUGGAGUCCAACUGGGACCGGUACGAGGACUCUGAGAAGCAGGAAACCACUGACAAUCUACCCACUCAAAGAGGAACUGACUACCAUGUCCUUCUGGGGUCUGCAGGGGAUUGCUUCACUCAAUUCCGUUUUGCUGAAGAAAAAGACUGGGAGAAGGACACGUUUUCUUCCAGUCAGAUAUCUACCAUGUUUGUGGACCUCCCGGCGUUGGCCAAGAGACUCGAACAAGUGCCCCUUCAUCAGAGGCUCUACCUGGAAGCUGAGCUCAUUCAGGUUUCAACACCAGUCAAUUUGCCCACAAUGACUUUGGCCCCCAAACAGGAGACACCCUCCUUCACACCAUCAUCCGUACUGCCAAAAGACCCCGGCAUCGAUCUUAAUCUCACCAAGACUUUAAGCCGCACCGCCAGCUCUGACUUUCAGGCUCCCUCGAGGACUGUUCCGCUCUCGCUGGAGGACGUGGAUGAAGAGUUGGACCAGCUGCUCACUUUAGCGAAACCACUGUGUCCCGUCUCAGGAGGCCACUCUGUCAACGUUGAGAGCCCCGAUGUGAUGAAAGAUUGUGAUGCAGUGACUGAGGUACCAAAAGAAGAGAAGAUGGAAGAGGCCAAAGAAACCCAAAUCGCACCCCCUGAGUCCAAUUCUGCCAAGCAGGAAAUGACUGAGGAGGACCUGGAAGACUGGUUGGACAGCAUGAUCUCCUGACGAUCACAGAGACGUCGAUUAUGGCCCAAAAACAGGAGCUGCAAGCCAAAACCUGGACAAGUAGAACCACCAAAGCAAAAUGACAGAGGCUGGGUCAGGAGUUUUGUUUUGCUGAGAAGCGCUGCACAAAACGCGCAGCUCUGUGCAUUGAUUGACUCGUGUCAUUUGGCGGCUGGGUGAAGUGCUCCCUCCAUGAAUGAAAAUAUCAAUUACCGUUUCAUUUCUUCAUCGCUUUUGUUGACAUACUGCGGGGCUGCUUGUGAACAAGUAGCCACUUGCAUCGCCUUGUCGCAGUGCCUGAGCUCUGCCCCUGGUUGUCAUGGUAACAAACAGUUAUAGUAUCUCCGUUAAGUAGAUGUGUGAAAUGAGUGCGUUUGCAGUGAGUCUUAUCAGAGGUCAUAUUUUUACCUUGGGCCGAUCAAAUAAUAUGUCGGUAUUAGAACAUAAAAACAAGCAUGUGGGUCUUAUUGCCUCAAUUAUCUUUAUUCGUUCCUGUCAUCUCAUUCAAAUAAAUGCAAAACUACUA
Molecule: messenger RNA, 1554 nt
Organism: Hippocampus zosterae (dwarf seahorse)
Lineage: Eukaryota; Metazoa; Chordata; Actinopteri; Syngnathiformes; Syngnathidae
Gene: aven
Product: apoptosis, caspase activation inhibitor
Exons: 6
Coding region: 78-1028 (316 amino acids)
Biological process (GO): negative regulation of G2/M transition of mitotic cell cycle
Source: RefSeq, a predicted model, not a curated record